This is a messenger RNA of Branchiostoma belcheri (Belcher's lancelet), 2098 nucleotides long. Its product is annotated as zinc finger protein OZF-like. Gene Ontology annotation, biological process: regulation of transcription by RNA polymerase II. Lineage: Eukaryota; Metazoa; Chordata; Leptocardii; Amphioxiformes; Branchiostomatidae. The transcript has a single exon. The record is from RefSeq and is a predicted model, not a curated record. Gene Ontology annotation, molecular function: RNA polymerase II transcription regulatory region sequence-specific DNA binding; DNA-binding transcription factor activity, RNA polymerase II-specific. Bases 1 to 1899 code for a protein of 632 amino acids. Gene Ontology annotation, cellular component: nucleus.
AUGGCAAUGGCAGGACAAGGGUCUCCCAUCGGAGUAGAACAAAACAGCUUUGACGGGUCUCCCACCGGGGUUUCCAAGGUUGCACAUGAGUCUGGCAGCAAAACAAGCUAUGGUCAAGACAAGACGACAGCGCAGAAGGUUCAGGUCAAUAACGUCGGUGAGAAACCGUACGCGUGUGUGGAGUGUCGACAUAGGACAGCUCGAAAGUCUGACUUAUCCAAACAUAUGAAAACCCAUACAGGUGAAAGACCCUUUAAUUGUGACCAGUGUGACUAUUCUGCUGCAAGGAAAUCCAACCUAGAUGACCAUAAAGCAAAACACAUUGGUGAGAAACCGUACAUGUGUGGAAAGUGUGGGCACAGGACAGCUCGAAAGUCUGCCUUAUCCAAACAUAUGAAAACCCAUACAGGUGAAAGACCCUUUAAUUGUGACCAGUGUGACUAUUCUGCUGCAAGGAAAUCCACUCUAAAUGACCAUAAAGCAAAACACUCUGGUGAGAAACCGUACAUGUGUGGAAAGUGUGGGCACAGGACAGCUCGAAAGUCUGCCUUAUCCAAACAUAUAAAAACCCAUACAGGUGAAAGACCCUUUAAAUGUGACCAGUGUGACUAUUCUGCCGCAAGGAAAUCCAACCUAGAUGACCAUAAAGUAAUACACACUGGUGAGAAACCCUACAUGUGUGAGGAGUGUGGGUACAGGACAGCUCGAAAGUCCCAGUUAUCACAACAUAUGAAAAAACAUGCAGGUGAAAAACCCUUUAAGUGUGACCAGUGUGACUAUACUGCUGCAUGGAAAUCCAACCUAAAUAACCAUAAAGCAAAACACACUGGUGAGAAACCCUACAUGUGUGGGGAGUGUGGAUACAGGACAGCUCAAAAGCACCAUUUAUCACGACAUAUGAGAAGUCAUACAGGAGAAAAACCCUACAAAUGUGACCAGUGUGACUAUUCUGCUGCACAGAAAGCCAGCUUAGAUGACCACAAAGCAACACACACUGGUGAGAAACCCUACAUGUGUGGGGAGUGUGGGUACAGGGCAGUUCGAAAGUCCCAGUUAUCACAACAUAUGAAAAAACAUGCAGGUGAAAAAUCCUUCAAGUGUGACCAGUGCGACUAUACUGCCGCAAGGAAAUCCACUCUAAAUGUCCAUAAAGUAAAACAUACUGAUGAGAAACCCUACAUGUGUGGGGAGUGUGGAUAUAGGGCAGCUCGGAAGUACCAGUUAUCGCGACAUAUGAAAAAACAUGCACUUGAAAAACCCUUUAAGUGUGACCAGUGUGACUAUACUGCUACAGCGAAAUCCACUCUAAAUGACCAUAAAGCAAAACACACUGGUGAGAAACCCUACAUGUGUGAGGAGUGUGGAUACAGGACAGCUCGAAAGUCCCAGUUACCACGACAUAUGAGAACUCAUACAGGAGAAAAACCCUACAAGUGUGACCAGUGUGACUAUUCUGCUGCACAGAAAGCCAGCUUAGACUACCAUAAAGCAAAACACACUGGUGAGAAACCCUACAUGUGUGAGGAGUGUGGAUACAAGGCAGCUCAUAAGUCUGUCUUAUGCCAACAUAUGAAAACUCAUACAGGAGAAAAACCCUACAAGUGUGACCAGUGUGACUAUGCUACCACAACAAAAUCCACCCUACAUGACCAUAAAGCAAAACACGCUGGUGAGAAACCCUACAUGUGUGGGGAGUGUGGAUUUAGGACAGUUUACAGGCCCUACUUAUCCGUACAUAUGAAAGCCCAUACAGGAGAAAAACCCUACAAGUGUGACCAGUGUAGCUAUUCUGCAACCUCCAAGCUUUCCUUAUCUCGACACAUGAAAAUUCACAUGGAGACACCAACUGUGCAACUGCGACCAUCUUGUAGUAGUGAUAGUUCCUGCCACGAGUCAUAACAAUAUGGAACAAACUGGACAUCGAGACCAGGGCGCUGGGAGCUAACGCGUCGAGUCCAACUGAUCGUGAAGUGGCGGCUUUCAAGAAAAAGUGUCGGUUGUCCAUGCGCAACAGGUUCAACCAACAUUUCAGUGUGGACAUUCCGUGCUCCUGGGUGCUGUCGUGUGGCUGCACCUCCUGUCGCGCUACGAGGCCCCG